AUGGCAAAGCGAUUCGUCAAGUCUUUGAUACGGCGCUGGCCUAAUGAUUCAGGCAAAAGAGAAGAAGAAGAUGAACCGCCAGUGCCGACCGCCGUUGCGCGAGACCAACACGGCUCAUUGCCCCUACCUCAGCCUGUCGUUCCAAGGCGAGAUGAUGGGUGCACGGCCUGUUCGUCCUCGAGUUCUCUUAAGCACUGCCUCGAGAAUUGGGAUACGAUUAAAAAUUUCGAGAACGAUACUGUUCUCUACUCUUGGAAAUUCGAGCCUAUUCAUCGGCUACCUCCUGAAGAACAAUUGCCGCCGUGCGAGAUGUGCACCACGAUCCAAGAUGAGAUUGGCAUUGUAGGCGGGUGUCAUGACCGACGAGAGAAUCUGAGGAAAUAUCUUUCCAUCUGCUCCAAUCUUAAGCAAUGGAUUGAAUAUGUCAAGGCCAGCCAGCCGAUCUCGCAGUGGGCCAUAGAAACACACCCCAAAAUUGGAGAGAAGCUACAGAGCUGUAAAGAUUUGUUCAAAGCUAAGAUUUCCGUAAUGAAUCCGCUGGAGUCUGUGGAUACAACUUCGCAAGCUCUCGACUGCGGUAGCCAGCUGAGCAAGGCAUUGCAUGAGGCCAGGAUGCUUCACACCGGCCAGGUACUAAGUGCUGCUUUCAAGGAAUCCAUCCCGUUGUGUGAAAACAUACUGCGUAUCAUGGAACAGCCAUUGUCUCGGCACCAAGAAUCCAAGUUUUGUGCAUAUUGCAAACACGAAGAUCUUUCCCCAGAGAGUCUCGAUGGCCUAGCCAACCGACUGUAUCAAGUUCAUCCAGCAGGCCUAACUCAAGCUUUAAAAGACCAUCCUAUUCCAUGGCUCAAAGGGUCCUACAAGCGAAGUCUAAUAGACAGAGUUCAGAUUCGACUAGAGACAGAGGAGACCUGGAAAGGUUUAAGAUUUCAGGAAUAUGAAUUAGACCCAUCAAAGCCUGGGGGAAAUCACGCUGCACUCGGGUCUGGUGAUGACUAUCAAAGGACUAUCGGAAACCCAACUGAGGAAGCCUUCCGCGCGAUUCACCGUCAACUAUCAAAGGACGAGGCGCUCUACGUCCCCAUUUCAUCCGACAAGCCCUGCUUCGCCCGCAUUGUGCAACCAGAGUUUGACAUCAGUCUUGUCAACAAGUGGCUAAACAGAUGCCAUUCCGAUCAUGGAAGCCGCUGCAUCACUGAAACAUCCGGGCCAAAACCUAAAAAUCUUAUCCUGGUCGACACAGAGAACAACUGCCUGGUUACUUUUACGCAUGGUCAUCCACCGCCGUACCUUGCUUUGAGUUACGUGUGGGGUGGCGUUCCGCAGGCGGAACUGACCAGACUGACACUGGAUAAGUGGCAUGAGCCUGGGAGUCUCACAGAGGAAGCGUCAAUUACCCAAAAGGUUCGUGAUGCAAUGACCAUUGUCAAACAUACAGGCUUGCGGUUUCUGUGGGUUGAUGCGUUAUGCAUCGUCCAGGAUGAUGAAUAUCAGCGGCAAGAGCAGAUCGACCAGAUGUUUCUUAUAUACCACCAAGCGGAGGCCACAAUCGUGGCAGCUGAUGGGCCAAGCUGUGACUUGGGUCUUUCGGGUGUCAGCAGAUUCGAAGAGAGAGAAUACAUCGACAAACCCUUUCUUAUUCAAAGCACGCCCAUGGCGAGAGUUCUUCGGGAUCCGCGACAUGCUCUCCAAGCGUCAAAGUGGAGGACGAGAGGUUGGACACUCCAAGAAGAAGUCUGCUCUACGAGAGCAAUCAUAUUUCUACCAUCUGUAGUCUUGUUCUCAUGCCCAACGGCGGUUUGGAGGGAGGAUCUCCACCUGGAAAAUGUCCAGGAUCCUCGGGGGGUCUCUCUUCUGAAUUCGUUGCCGAGAGCUUUGGAGAACAGCGAAAAGAGUUCAGAAGAGGAGCUUGUAUCUAUGUUCCGAAGAAUUGCGAAGCAGUACACCCAGCGGACUCUCACCCGAGAGGGCGAUGUGGGGAAUGCAUUUGCUGGAAUCUCAAGGAUGAUGGAGGGCCUCAUUGGGCCAACGUACCAUGGAAUCCCAGAAAGGUACUUUGCUCAGAUAAUAUCUGGCUGUUGGUUCUGGGGAAUAUGCUGUGCUCGGCGGCCUGCAUUUCCUAGUUGGUCUUGGAUGGGAUGGAUCUACACCAAGGAGCAGGUCGGCACGGGCAUCGAGCCCACAUCUUGGCUUGGAGAAACGGCAGGCUUACUUACUUUCUUCAAACUUGCCGAUGACGCUGAGAUGCUACCAGAACCAGUUUUGGAAUCACCCGUCGUGGACAGCCUUCAGCCUGGACUCCGCGAACAUUUCACCCCUGAUCUAUCGCAAAUACAGUCGCAAUAUGCUAUCCUAGCCUCCAACCUUGAGCAAAUACCCCCGGGACUAAUUUGCUUCUACACUAGCUCGAGCUUCCUGAAGCUACGGCCUUUGUAUAAGAACGCUGCAUCGUUGGUUCAGGAAUACCUCGUCCUUAGCCCAAUCACCGAGGAGAGACUCACAAGUCUCUAUUUGAAAAAGGCAGACGUCAGUGGGAACGGAGAAUUGCAGCCGUUUAUUGUUAUCGCAGCUCAACGUGGCGAGGUUGGAAAGACAGGCUUGAGACUUAUGUUGGUCAGGAUGACUGAACGCUUCUGCUACAAAGUCAAUGUGACGUCCCAAAGGAAGCUGGUAAACGAAGCAGCCUGGUGGGACUUGAACCCAUCGAAACGGCUGGUCGUGAUGGGAUGA
Clonostachys byssicola is the source of this 2730-nucleotide messenger RNA. The record is from the annotation of a GenBank genome assembly. Lineage: Eukaryota; Fungi; Ascomycota; Sordariomycetes; Hypocreales; Bionectriaceae.